Molecule: messenger RNA, 664 nt
Organism: Thrips palmi
Lineage: Eukaryota; Metazoa; Arthropoda; Insecta; Thysanoptera; Thripidae
Exons: 5
Coding region: 146-664 (172 amino acids)
Source: RefSeq, a predicted model, not a curated record
CGGAGGCUACCAGCAUUGGCUGCCACCGCUUCGUCUCUACAAGUUACCGAAAACAGUCACUCGAGUGGGGUUAAAUUAAAAAAAAAAAAAACUCAUCUGAGUCCGUGCGUGCGUUCUGGGUUUUCUCAACCCUUCCAGUACAGCGAUGAUUCAAAGAUGGGUCGCGGCAGUCAACACGGUCCUUGUUUUCAGCGCAUUCCUUGUGUUCGUUUGCGAAUCAAACAUCGCCCACGGCACAACUAGGAAGGCUAUAAACUCAUUUGCGGGAAAGUACAUCGCCUACGCAGACAGGUUUUACAUGUGUGAAGAGGGUGAUAGCCUUGACUGGCGCUGGAACCUGAGGCACUCCCACUGGAAUCCUGCAAAGCCGAACGAGCUGCAACGCCUUACUGGGUGGCUGAAUGGCUCCAUUAACCACGUUACAGACUCAAGCUGGGCUCAAGUUAACCUGGACCGACGAUCGAACAACAUGUGGAAGGACAACGCGUUAAUAUUCAAGUUUCCAGCGGGCUCGUGCACGGCGUUGAGGAAAAACAUACCCGGUUUCUACUCGACCGUGUUCAAACUGCCCAAAGAUGGGCCGUGCGACAUUCCUCCGGGAAAUUACGAGGUGAAGAAUGAAUCAGUCAACUGGGCGUUCCCCGCCGUGCCCAUCCUACAAUAG